Molecule: messenger RNA, 1692 nt
Organism: Penicillium alfredii
Lineage: Eukaryota; Fungi; Ascomycota; Eurotiomycetes; Eurotiales; Aspergillaceae
Product: TPR domain protein
Exons: 1
Coding region: 1-1692 (563 amino acids)
Cellular component (GO): intracellular anatomical structure
Molecular function (GO): protein binding
Source: RefSeq, a predicted model, not a curated record
AUGCAACAUCCGCAGUCAUCAGCCCCGGAAUACUAUGAUCUGGGCAGUUUCCAUCGUGAUGUCACCACCUCCAGUAAAGAUGCACAGGUCUGGUUCAAUCGCGGCCUGAUUUGGGCCUACGCCUUCAAUCAUCAGGAGUCGGUUCGGUGCUUCGAACAGGCUGUGGCGUACGACCCGGCCUGCGCAAUGGUAUACUGGGGCCUUGCUUUUGCUCUAGGACCCAACUAUAAUAAACCAUGGAAGCUCUUCGAUGGAGAAGAUCUCUCAAGCACCACGACGCGCGCUCAUCGCGCCGUGGUAGAAGCGAAGAAGCGUGCUGUCACGGCGACGCCUGUAGAGAGUGCUCUCAUCGAUGCUUUGCAAUUCCGCUAUCCACAGGAGCUGCCUGCUGAUGACUGCUCCCAAUGGAACUAUCAAUAUGCCAAGGCAAUGACCUCGGUCUACCAGGCUUUUCCGGAUGACCUGGAUGUUGUCACACUGUAUGCCGAUGCCCUGGUGAACUUGACCCCAUGGAGCUUGUGGGAUCUGGCCACGGGUCAGCCGGCACCAGAGGCACGUACAUUCGAGGUCAAGCAAGCUUUGGACCGUGCCUUAUCUCGAGAAGAUGCUCUCCGGCAUCCUGGUCUCUUGCACCUCUAUAUCCAUCUAAUGGAAAUGUCUGCUACUCCAGAAAUGCCACUCCCGAUAGCAGACCAUCUCCGGGGUCUAGUCCCAGAUGCCGGUCAUCUCGAGCACAUGCCCAGUCAUCUAGAUCUUUUGUGUGGUGACUACCGCCGUGCAGUGGCCGCCAACACGUCUGCAAUUCGCGCGGACGAGAAGUUCCUGGCAAAUCAGAGCCUCGGCCACUUCUACAACAUCUACCGUGCGCAUGACUAUCACUUCCGGCUCUAUGCAGCUAUGCUGGGAGGCCAGUCGAAAAUUGCACUGGACACCGCCACAAGUCUGGUGGAAUUCAUCAGCGAGCCCCUGCUUCGUGUUGAAUCUCCUCCCCUGGCUGACUGGCUCGAGGGUUUCAUCGCCAUGCGUGUGCACGCCCUUGUCCGUUUCGGGCGCUGGGAAGAGAUCCUCGACCUGGAGCUCCCGACUGAUAGCCACCUAUACUGUGUGACUACCGCCAUGGCACUAUACGUUAAAGGGAUCGCGUGGGCAGCCACCGGCCAUGUCACCGAAGCUAAAAAGCAGCGAGAAUUAUUCCGGCAGGCAUUCGAGCGCGUUCCCUCGUCACGUACUAUCUUCAACAAUCACUGCCGGGAUAUCCUCGGUAUAGCGGAAGCCAUGCUUGAGGGAGAGAUCGCAUACCGCUGUGGCGAUUACGACACUGCGUUCACUCACCUCCGCACAGCAGUCGCGCUAGAUGAUUCCCUGCCUUAUGACGAGCCGUGGGGUUGGAUGCAGCCAACUCGACAUGCGCUGGGAGCCUUAUUGCUCGAGCAGGGCCGGGUUGAGGAGGCCAUGGAGGUAUAUGCUGCAGAUCUGGGGAUUGACGAGUCGCUGCCCCGUGCGCUACGGCAUCCAAAUAACGUGUGGGCUUUGCAUGGCUACCACGAGUGUCUGACGAAGCUGGGGCGGACGGCGGAAGUGCGCAUCUUGACGCCACAGUUGCGGUUUGCGCUGGCCAUUGCGGAUGUGCCCAUCCAGUCAUCAUGUUUCUGUCGACGGGGGAGCGGAGAGCCGCCAGCCCGCUCACACUGA